AUGGCAGCCACCACAGUACAGACCCAGUUUGCUUUCCGGUCACAGAAGACUAUCGGCUUGACUGAAGCAUAUCCCCAAUAUUCGCCGCAGCCUGGAUUUAAUAAACCAGAGACCAACAACCGAUGCUGUGUGUAUAGUCCAGAUGGCAAAUAUUUUGCCUGGGCAUGCAAUGAAGAUGUUAAAAUAUCCAACCCGGAUACCGGUGAGGUGAUCAGCACUCUCCCAGCUCAGAAUGUACAUGAAAUUGGGUUCUCUCCUCACGGAAGUUAUAUUAUUACAUGGGAAAGGCCUACCAAACAGGAAGAUGGUAACGCAACAAAGAACCUUAAAGUUUGGAAAACAGCAACUGCAGAGCAUGUUAUAGCUUUCGUCCAGAAGUCUCAGUCAGGAUGGAACCUUCAGUACACUCAUGAUGAGAAGUACUGCGCAAGGGUCGUCACGAAUGAGGUCCAAUUUUUCGAGGCCAAUAAUAUGGCCACUGUUUGGGGCCAUCUUCGCGUCGAGGGGGUCCUGGACUUUGCGCUGAGCCCUGGGAAGAAUUAUUCUGUUGCCGUGUUUAUUCCGGAACGAAAGGGAAACCCAGCUCAGGUUAGAGUUUAUGAGGUUCCUCAAUGGAAUGCUAUUUUGUGCCAAAAGAGCUUUUUCAAGGCGGACAGGAUUCAACUGAAGUGGAAUGCGACGGGAACCAGCGUUCUUAUUUUUGCGCAGACUGACGCAGAUAAGACUGGAAAAAGUUACUAUGGGGAGACUAACCUUUACCUGAUUACCGUCGCUGGUAACUACGACUGCCGCGUUUCUCUUGAUAAAGAAGGGCCUAUCCAUGAUGUCGCUUGGUCGGCUGAUUCCAGGGAAUUCGGUGUGGUUUAUGGAUUCAUGCCUGCUAAGACGACUAUUUUCGAUCUUCGCGCCAAGGCCGUCCAUCAGCUUGCCCCGGGACCAAGGAACACUAUCCUCUUUUCCCCUCAUGCCAGGUUUGUUCUUGUUGCCGGUUUCGGGAAUUUGAACGGAUCGAUGGACAUCUACGACAGGCAAGCUGGAAUGAGGAAGAUCUGCACGAUCGAAGCCUCUAACGCUAGUGUUUGCGAAUGGAGUCCUGAUGGAAGGCACAUCCUAACUGCCACUACUAGCCCGAGGUUGAGGGUUGAUAAUGGUGUCAAAAUUUGGCAUUAUACUGGAGAACUGAUGUACUCCAGUGAAAUCGAUGAGCUGUACAACGUCUUUUGGCGUCCCCAGGCCGCUUCUGCUCACCCGCUGCCUAACCCACUCCCAGCUGCGCCGGCUCCGCACGCAUCAGCAGCCGCGCACGUUGCUACUACCGCUCCAAAAAAGCCAACUGGUGCUUAUCGCCCACCGCAUGCCCGUAAUACGGCAACCCCACUCCACUUCAAACGUGAAGAUGAGGGCGGUGCGGCGCAUAUCUAUGCCAACGGGGGUGGCUCCGGACCUGCUAACGGUUUUGGAAGAGGGAAGAGACGGGAAGUCCCGGGCGCUGCACCAGCUGAGAACAAGACCGCGCUCAAGAACAAGAAGAAGCGGGAGGCUGCUAAAAAGGCGAAGCUCGAGCAACAACAACAGCAAGGCGCCCCUGGAGUGCCCGGGGCCCCUUCUGGCCCCGCGAACGGUAACAACCACGAGCGCCAAGGGCGUGAUGGGCGCGAGCACCAGAACCGCAGGGACAACCGCAGCCCCCACCCCCGGAGCAAGAGUCGCAACAACAGGGACCGGGACCAAGACGGGCUCAAGAGGACUAAGAGCAAGAGCGAUCGCAACACGCACUCGCAGCACCCGUCGAGAUCCGGAGCCGAGACAUUGGCUCCGCCGCAAGUAGUGGAGAUUCCACCUAAGAGUGAGUCUCCUAAACCAGAAGCGCCGGAUACUCCCUCAAGUAAUGAGAAAAAACUCAGAGGCCUGAAUAAGAAGUUGAGAGCUAUCGAGGACCUGAAAGCGAGACUGGCCAGCGGAGAGAAGCUCGAGGAUACGCAACUUAAGAAGAUCAAGACAGAGGACCAGGUUAAGCAGGAACUGGCAGCAUUGGGCGAGUACUGA
Molecule: messenger RNA, 2046 nt
Organism: Morchella sextelata
Lineage: Eukaryota; Fungi; Ascomycota; Pezizomycetes; Pezizales; Morchellaceae
Exons: 8
Coding region: 1-2046 (681 amino acids)
Biological process (GO): translational initiation
Cellular component (GO): cytosolic small ribosomal subunit
Molecular function (GO): mRNA binding; tRNA binding; protein binding
Source: RefSeq, a predicted model, not a curated record